AUGUUACCAACAAAUAUCACGUUCUACAUUGCUCGGGAAGAUAAGGUAAAUGGAUCAGAUUUUGAACCGAAUUCUGCGAAUGUGACAUUCGAAUACAGCGGCAAUCAGGAGUUCCGGAUCUAUCAACUUGAGCCAAAAAGCAGAUAUAAAAUUCGAGCUCAGGCUACCAAUGAAGCCGGUGUUUCCGAACUGAGUGAUCCGGAACUCAUUCUCACUACCGCUCCUUGGACACCAGAGGCGCCAAAUGAUAUAAACUACGACUGCUCUAAAGCCUGCAGUUUGGUGUGGGAUGAGCCGAAUGAUCGUGGCUCGCCUAUUAUUGCUUAUAAACUAAUUCUGAAAGAGAUUACACUGACUGAACCGGUAAAUGUUGGCACUUAUACUCACUGA
Gongylonema pulchrum is the source of this 390-nucleotide messenger RNA. The record is from the annotation of a GenBank genome assembly. Lineage: Eukaryota; Metazoa; Nematoda; Chromadorea; Rhabditida; Gongylonematidae.